UGUUUCUCUUAAAGAUGAUGGUGUGUAUGUUGGUGUUGGGCGGUAUUUCCGCAAAGUUGUGAUUCCUUCAGAGCUGCACAAGUACGCAAGUCACUUAUCAUACGUUUCUUCACUUAGGUUACUAAGUUUCUUUGUCGAUAAACAUUCAUUGUGACUUUUUUGUGGCGAAAAAUCGUCAGGAUAGUGCAGCGAGCGACAGUAUUGUGACGAUCUCGUUAAUUGGGUCAAGUACCAUUCAGAAAAACAAUACGAUUUGCCAAAUUAAAUCGGUUUGUUAUGGAAGUCAAUGUUGAACUAAAAUGUUCGGAUACAAGGGAAACGAAGCAUUUAAAAAUAACUGUAAAUGACUGGGAAGGUAGAUGUGUUAAGGAUCUGAAAAAGAUUUUUGAAGAAGAGAUUCAAGUUCCAUGUUGCGAUCAGAAACUCUCUUAUCAAGGAAGACAAUUUGGGAACGAUAACUUGUUUCCUCUUGUGAAAUUAUACCUUCGGGAAGGCGACACUGUUAGUUUAGAAUGCAUUUCACAAGGAAAACUCAAAGAAAUGAAGGAGUUUUUAAAAGAUAUUAAGGAUUUUUCAGACUUCAUUACCAGCAAGAACCAAACUGAAAUUUUGACAUUCAACGAAUUGACGAAAGAUGACCGAAGCUCGCGUCCAAAUUACGACCAUGUAACUCAAGCAUUAGAGUUGUUGUCAUUUGACUUUUUCAUUCCUUGGAAAAAUGUCAAGUCCGUAGUCCACCGUCAUUUCUUUGUUCAAGAAGGUGGUUUUGAUGCUUUCAUGGAAGUUUUAAAGUUUGCAAACAAAAGGUACACAUUGGACGGAAGACUCAUGGCAAAGAAAUAUCUUGGAGAAUGCAAGAAAGGUGAUUUGAGCGUAUUGGAAAACCACUUAAAAAGGUUGAAUGACAAGCAGAUGGGAUUGCAUGCAGACUGCCUGAGCUUUCUGUGGAAUUUCUCUGAGACAUGGCAUGAUCGCAGGUUGUUGAUAAAGGAAGGAGGGCUCCCAUAUGUUGUCAAGGCUCUGCUCUCCAAUCCUGACCAGUACCUAGUUUUUUCUGAGGAGUACUGGCAGGUGGCAAGGAUCAAUGAAACAGCUGUGGGCUGCCUUGUUCAGUAUGCAGAGUUCCCUGAUUGUCAACAAGUGAUUGCUCAAAGUUCUGAAAUUGUCAAUAAACUGAUAUUUAUGUUGGAAGCAUCAAGCCAGUUGAGCUUUCCCUUGGAUGUCACACACUCAAUCAUUUACACAGAAUAUGCUUCCCAGAUUGCUGCAAAUACUCUAUUCUGCUGUGCAUGCAGUGUGCAAACACCAAAGAUUCUGGUAGAAAAUGGUAUGCAUAAAAAGAUGAUAGACCUCAUGCAGCAAGCUAAUAUUAAUGACUUGGCCACCAGUUACUACUGCACCUUGUUCCUUGCAAGAAUAAGGUCAUCUGCAUUGGUUCAGUUGGAUUCCGAAACAGCUCAAAGCAUUGAUGAUCUCAUUGUCACCUUUCUUGAAGAAUACUCACCUAUUGAUGUGUCAACUUGGGAAGAAAAACACAACUAUGUCUGGGUCACCAUGAUACCCUUUGUAAGUUUGGCCUUUUCAGGAAAACAAUAUGAAAGGGAAAAAUCUGCUCUGGUUAGCAAGAAGUCGGAGAAAGAAGGUUAUAGCUCAAAACCUCACCUAGCUGGAAGUAAAUGUGAUAUCAUGGAAAGGAAGGUGGAUACAAAAGUGGGAACAAUGGUUGGGGGCAAUCAGUCUCACUCAGGCAAACAUGCUGAUUCCACAAGUUAUAGUCCUGGAUCCUGGUUCACUGGUACAACAUCAUGUCCAAGAAUGCUUGGGUCUUUAGAGACUCAACAACUUGGACUUUUUACACUGGAGCACAUGCUGAAUUCAAGCGAAAACCGACAGCUUUUGGAUGAGGAACAUUUGUUGCCAUAUCUCCAAUGUUUGUGUUGGUAUGUUGGUGCAGAAGAUGGAAGGAUUGUGAGAGAAGAAUUGACCAAGCAUUGGACACCAAGUCCUGCACCUCUUAAAAUAAUUUGCAAAUCAAGUCUGGCUUUUCAACAUGGAUUUGAGGCUGCUUUUAAAAUGUGACAAACUAAACAAUUAUCCAUUCCCUAAUUUGGUUGUUUGUCGCACAAAUGUCAUACUGGUCAGUAGUGAUAAGUAUUUUUGUCGCAGCUCAGUGCAUAAGAGUUAUCAACAAGGAUCUCUUCUCACUCACC
Messenger RNA from Pocillopora verrucosa, 2210 nucleotides. RefSeq lists its product as uncharacterized. The record is from RefSeq and is a predicted model, not a curated record. Gene Ontology annotation, molecular function: protein binding. NCBI's taxonomy places the organism in Eukaryota, Metazoa, Cnidaria, Anthozoa, Scleractinia, Pocilloporidae.